AUGGCGACCUGCAGGAAGGUAUCCCCAUCUCCUGAUUUCCUGUCCAGACUUCUGCCUGCUGUCCCUGACUAUAGUGACAUCAUGCCAGGUCGUCACAAGAGCAAAAAACGCCACCGUGCCCAAAUUGAGCCUCAGAGUUGUGGCAAUGCUCAGGCCACUGCUGCAGCAGCAAAAGAGUUCCCUCCCUCCUUCUCUACUCAGUGUGAAGAUAUUGCUGGCCCUGGAUCUGAUCAAGCUUCCAGCAGCCAAGAUGAGGAUGAUGCUGUCUUCUCUGCGACCUCACUCUCCGUGGUGGAUGAUUUCAAAAAGAGGACUGAGGCUUUGGAGCUAUUCCUUCUGUCAAAGUACAAGCUGAAACAACCCAUUAUGAAGAAAGACCUGCUGCGUAUUGUCGGGAAAGAUUACCAAGACCGAUUUUGUGAGAUGCUCAAGAACGCCUCUGAUGAAAUGGAAACCUUCUUUGCAUUACACAUCAAUGAAGUCGACUCAAGAAAUCUCUCCUAUUCUCUUGUCAGCAAGCUGAAACUCCCCAAUAAUGGGAGGGUGCGUCCUGGCAGAGGGUUCCCCAAGACCGGUUUCCUGAUGCAUAUCCUGGGUUUGAUCUUCAUGAAUGACAACUGUGUCUCUGAAGAAGUGAUCUGGGGAGAUCUGCGUCUGAAGCAAGUGUACCCUGGGAAGAAGCACUUCGUCUUUGGGGAACCCAGGAAGCUCAUCACCGAUUUUGUGAGGCUGAAGUACCUGGAGUGCCACCAGGUGCCCGACAGUGACCCUCCACGCUCUGAGUUUCUGUGGGGUCCAAAAGCACACCUUGAAACCAGCAAGAUGGAAGUGCUGGAGUUUUGUGCAAAGGUCAAUGGUACCCACCCCAGGGCCUACCCAUCGUGUUAUGAAGAAGCUUUGAGAGAUGAGGAAGAGAGAGCCCGAGCCAGAGAUGCAGCCAGGGCUGCCACUACUGCCCAAGUCAGAGCAGCUUUCAGGGCCAUGGCCAGCACAACCUUUCCACCAUAG
Molecule: messenger RNA, 1008 nt
Organism: Eptesicus fuscus (big brown bat)
Lineage: Eukaryota; Metazoa; Chordata; Mammalia; Chiroptera; Vespertilionidae
Product: melanoma-associated antigen B5-like
Exons: 3
Coding region: 1-1008 (335 amino acids)
Biological process (GO): negative regulation of transcription by RNA polymerase II
Cellular component (GO): nucleus
Source: RefSeq, a predicted model, not a curated record